This is a messenger RNA of Macrobrachium nipponense, 4091 nucleotides long. RefSeq names its product opioid-binding protein/cell adhesion molecule-like. Gene Ontology annotation, cellular component: neuron projection membrane. The record is from RefSeq and is a predicted model, not a curated record. The coding region runs from base 452 to 1330 and encodes 292 amino acids. Gene Ontology annotation, biological process: synapse organization. The transcript has 8 exons. Lineage: Eukaryota; Metazoa; Arthropoda; Malacostraca; Decapoda; Palaemonidae.
GGAUAAGGCAGUGCUGCUCGCGGCGCGGAUCGAACCCCAGCAGAAGUGGUUUGGUACUGUCGGCAGUCUUUAAAAAAAAAAAUUAAAUCAAAUCCGGAUCGUGGGGGAAAAAUUAUAAUAAAAGAAUAAAAAUAUUUUUUUAUUGAAUAUGUCUGACGAAUCAGGUCCAUUUUAAAAUAGGAUUCUUUUGGGGGAGUUUUAUUUUUUUUUUUUUUCCCCGGAAACUUUUCUCUCUCUCAGGAACUUCCUGACGGAUUGAGUUCAAAUUAAGACUGGGCAUUUCGCGUGGAUGCUCCUCAGGAGGGAUAUUAUGCUCUUGUGUUUUCCUCUUCUCUCGAGGAAAGGAUGAGAACGAGAGGAAGAAGUUGCAUUUCGGCCAAUUAAUUAACCCUUCUCGACUAAACUUCAUCGAAGUUCGACCAUAAUUAUUCCCCACAAAGCGCCUUUAGAUAUGGGAUUUUUAACCUGGCCAACGCUCACGUGUAUAGUCUUCACGUGGAUAGUGCCACACGUAGGGGGCUUCGCCCCAAGCAUCGACAUACCCGAGACCACAACGGAGCCUCCGCCCACGACCCCUGACCCGGAGACCUUGCCCUAUUUCCUGCACUACCUCAACUCCUCGAGAAUCACCAUCAACAAGGGCAAGACCGCCGUCCUCGACUGCCAGGUCUUCCGUCUCAAGGACAGGACGGUUUCGUGGGUGAGGCGGAAGGGAAGCAACAUCCAUCUACUGACCUUCGGAACGGCGACUUACCACGAAAAUGAAAAAUACAAACUGGAAUUCAUGGAGCCAAACAACUGGCAACUGGUCAUCCACGCUACCGACGAAGGCGACCAGGGAUCCUACGAGUGUCAAAUAUCCUCCCACCCGCCCAAGAUCCGGAAGGUCUACCUGACCAUCAAUGUUCCCCGUCUAGACAUCCACGACGGGCGAGGGCAGGCCAUCCAGGAGAAAUUCUACGAGGUCGGGUCGGGCAUCGACCUGAGGUGCUCGGGUCAGCACGUGCCCAAGGACAGCAUCGUGUGGUUCGGCGGCGGUGACACGAGAAUCGUCCAUGCCCCGGAGGCAGGGGUCAGCCUGGAGAACUCCGUGGGCGAGGGCGGGCCCGUCUCCAUACUCAAAGUGAAGGAGGUCGCCGUGAAGGACUCCGGAAACUACUCCUGUAGCGCGCCGGAAGCGGAACCGGCCACCGUCCGGAUACAAGUGCUCGACGGGGAGAGCUCAGCAGCCAUGCAGCAUUCCACCAACGGGGGGGAACACCUGCAUAUUUACUGCGAAACAAUACUACCACUGGGACUCCUAGUAUUGGUUCUCAUUUGUCUGCCUUAAGCCAUCUCCUCCUUCCCCCACCACAAGCACAGCGUGCCAUCUUGAUUUUUUUUUUUUUUCGUCUCGGGCGCCAUCUUGAGAUUUCAUCCACCUUGCACGCCAUCUUGAAAUAUUUUGGUUCUCAUCUGCCAUCUUGAUUUUUUCUUCGUCUCUGGCGCCAUCUUGAGAUAUCAUUCAUCUUGCACGCCAUAUUGAUAUUGUUUUGGUCUCAUGUAUGCUUGAUUUUUUCAUCUCCACCUCAUGCUCCAUCUUGAUUUUUUUUUUUCAUCUCUAAUGUCAUCUAGAAUUUCAUUUAUCACCUUGUAUGCCAUCUUAAUUUUUUAUCUCAUCCAUCAUUUUGAUUUCAAUUUCAUCCAGUCCACUUGAUUUUUUUCAUCUCGUCGGCCAUCUUGAUUUCAAUUUCAUCCAGUGCACAUGAUUUUUUUUUCAUCUGCCAUCUUGAUCUCAAUUUCAUCCAGUCUACUUGACUUUUUCAUCUUGUCCGCCAUCUUGAUUUCAAUUUUAUCCAGUGCACUUGACUUUUUCAUUUCGUCUGCCAUCUUGAUUUCAAUUUUAUCCAGUGCACUCUUUUUCAUUUCGUCUGCCAUCUUGAUCUCAAUUUUAUCCAGUGCACUUGACUUUUUCAUUUCGUCUGCCAUCUUGAUUUCAAUUUUAUCCAGUGCACUUGACUUUUUCAUUUCGUCUGCCAUCUUGAUCUCAAUUUUAUCCAGUGCACUUGACUUUUUCAUUUUGUCUGCCAUCUUGAUUUCAAUUUUAUCCAGUGCACUCUUUUUCAUUUCGUCUGCCAUCUUGAUCUCAAUUUCAUCCAGUACACUUGAUUUUUUUCUUUUCGUCUGCCAUCUUGAUCUCAAUUUCAUGCAGUCUACUUGACUUUUUCAUCUUGUCUGCCAUCUUGAUCUCAAUUUCAUCCAGUGCGCCAUCUUGUUUUUAUUUUUUCCCAAUGAAAUCUCCAGCGCCAACAGAGGGGAGGAAACCUGUUCUUUUGAUACCUGCUUGAGGAAUCUCUCCAACGGUGGAGGAGGACGAGAUGAAGGAGGAGCCUGUGCUUUAGCUCGAGGACCCUCGAGGACGUCCUCUCCCACCCCUCAAACUCCCCUCCCGCCUCCCUCAACCCCGUGGUUGUGUGUUUGUAUCAUAAACUUACUACUAUGUCCAGUGUGAAGUGACCAACGGUCUGUGUUCAUGACGUGACGUUAUCUGACAAGAAUUCAGGAGCCGCUGAAGAGGAGAUAAAAAAAAAAAAAUCACGAUGCUGAAUCUCAAUCAAGAAUAGAAAAUGGACUCUCGGCUCUUCUCCCCCGUGAUGACGUCAGCUCAAAAGAUGAAUCAGUGUCAAAAUAAGCUAGGUUUAAGUGCGUGUGCGUGUGUGUGUAUGUGUGUGUAACGAUAUAAGAGCUGAAACCAAGGUUCCCCUCGUAGACAUUUAAAUUUAAGGAAGGAUCUGCGAGGAAAGAAAGUUGAAUGUAUUAUUAAAAAGCUCAAGUUGUUGUGUUUAUUACCUAGUACUAUACGGAACACAAAAUUGAUGCUGCAAAACGUGCAUUCGCGUGAAAAUGAACAGAUUUACCUUUAGUCACAACAUACAAAUAGAGACAGACAGGCUUCUGAAGGCCACUGGAUACCUAUAAAUGGUUUUUCUAAAAUGAUUUACCCGUUACUUCGCACAUCUAUAUAAAAAAAAUCGAGAAGACUAUACGAUGAAACAACCCCGUCAAUCUAGUGAUAUUGUAAAUUAUCACCAAUCGAUUUAAAAAAGCAAAAUAAACCUAGGUAAUCUGCGUACGGUGUCAUAUCUGUCCAGUAAGUUACGUAUAGGAGCGAGAGAAAGAGCCCGUGCUGUCAUAGGGCCAGCAAAAUCUACUAUAACAACAAAAGUGCAAAAAAAAAAAAAAAAAAAUACUUUUUGGAAUGCUGAUUUGGAAUUUUGAGAGACGGCCAACUGUUCUUGACUCCAUUCCUUGCAAAGUGAGUUUUUUUUUUCAAGAUGUGGUACAAUUAUGCUUAAGAAUAUCGCCUUUUGGAGUCAAUAUUUAACCCCCGAAAAAGCCAGUGUCCUGAUCGAGACGGUAAGAAAUCAUCCGCGUUCUCUGGUACACGUUUAAUUAUAUACGUUAGUUUAACCAGACCACUGAGCUGAUUAACAGCUCUCCUAGGGCUGGCCCGAAGGAUUAGGAACCAAUCUACAUAGCGGGGAAUCGAACUCUUGGCUACCGAAUCGGUAGGUGAGCACGCAAACCACUCGUCCAAAGAGGAACUUGGUAUAUACAAUUAGAAUGACGGUAGCUGGAAUAUGAUCGAGCAAAAGAUAUUCAAGCCAUAUUUUUUUUCUUUUUCAACAAAAUGUGAGAAAUAACUACACUCCGCCAGAAAAAUCUAACUCGACAUUUUCCCUUCAAUUGAAAAUAUAUCGAAGAACUUGGAAUUUUCAAAGCGUGCGGGAAAUAAUUGUUUUUUAAAAAGAAUAUGAAGCAAAAUUUGACGUCGUAUUUCUUAAAAAUAAAUAGAUAAAAAAAACCAAGGGAAAAUACUUGCACUUUUCCAGAACAUUCUCGCUCAAGUUAUUUCUUGAAUUUUGUAUAUUGGAAAAAUUGGACAAAGUUUUCAGUGCCAGUUCAGCAUUAAAAUGACUCAAUAAUCUAAAAAUAAUAUUAUGUACAACACUAUUUCAAAAACGAUAAUGAUUUUUUAUGAAGGAAAUAUUAUUGGAAACUAAUAAAACAUGGAAGAUAGACGAUUGGAACACCCAUAAAUGGAAAAUACA